Molecule: messenger RNA, 1153 nt
Organism: Sphaerulina musiva SO2202
Lineage: Eukaryota; Fungi; Ascomycota; Dothideomycetes; Mycosphaerellales; Mycosphaerellaceae
Exons: 3
Coding region: 198-947 (249 amino acids)
Source: RefSeq, a predicted model, not a curated record
AGCGGUGGCUACCUCCAUUGCCUCGAGCCUUGAGAGUGCAAGACGAGCACCAAUACUUGCCGCGCAGCGCCUACAGCAUCCCGAACAUCCACCUACCUGCUGGACCUCGAACGCCUCCUUCCGCUCGCUACCUACACGUCACGUCUCGCUGCAUACCUUGCGUACAUACUUGAGCUUUUGCUGCUCGCGCUCCCACCAUGAAGCUCUUCACUCGUGCGAAGACAGCGCCGUCAACAUAUCCACGAGUCGUAUUCCAUGGCAUACGAUUCGGCCAGCUGCUCGCCAGCUCAGUCGUAGGAGGGAUCAUGUCAUAUUUCAUAUACCAACUCACACAUGAUCGAUGGGACACACCAUGGACAUUCAUAUGGUUGACAACUGCUUCACUAUUCUCCAUCGCUGCGCUUUUGGUCACGAUCAUCCUUCACUGUUGUGUAGGCUUGACCUCGCGCCUGAACCUAGCCGUGAAUGGCUUCCUCUUGGUGCUAUGGGCAGUGAGCUGGAGCCUUCUGACAUGGUUCAUGAGUCCCACGCUGGCCAAUAUGUGCGAUGUCGAGCACUGGCACGAAGAUACCGGCAUCAUGAUAUGUCGAAUAUAUAAGGCGCUCUUCGCAUUCACGCUGCUCGGGCUUGUCUCUACAGUCGCUGCCUUUGCCCUCGAUAUCUACGUGUACAGGAUGACCACCUCACGCGGCAUUUAUAAGCUCCACGAUCUAGAUCACACGGAUGGAUCACACGCUGCAGCUGGGGCAUUCACAGAGAUGGAACAGCGUCGGAAGAGUGAGGCUUGGGAAAUGCCACGAACCUCAUGGGAAUUACCACGAACCUCAAUGAGCCCAUAUGGUGAGCAGGCAGACCCAGGGCCGGCUUCGCACGGCUAUGCUCUGCCCGAGGCUCAAUUCAAAUACGAUACUGGAUACAGCAAUGGGCGCCAUCACAUGCAGCCCUAGAUAUGGAAAUAUCGGGUGACAGAUGUUGAUCUGACGAAUCUUCUUACAUUCGGCAUGAGUUUUAGCGCUGGGCGUUGGGUGGAAAUGUUCGGUCAUGAUAUAAUAGCACCAGCAUAGAGAUGUUCUGAUCACGCAUUGCGACGGCUUCGAGGAUUACACUAUCUGCUCAACGGAGGAUAUUUAGGCAAGCCCUCGUUAGAUCAAAA